This is a messenger RNA of Lucilia cuprina (Australian sheep blowfly), 4697 nucleotides long. RefSeq names its product GRIP and coiled-coil domain-containing protein 2 (gene GCC185). Lineage: Eukaryota; Metazoa; Arthropoda; Insecta; Diptera; Calliphoridae. The coding region runs from base 244 to 4395 and encodes 1383 amino acids. The record is from RefSeq and is a predicted model, not a curated record. The transcript has 5 exons.
UCGACACAGGUGUCUAAUUAGAAAAAGAUGAUAAGAGAGAAAAGAAAAAAUUAGCAAAAUAUAAAUAAAAGCAUUUUUUUCAUUAAUUACGACAUCAAAACAAAAUAAAUAAAAAAAAUUACAAUUACUUGAACAAUAAUUAACUGUAUACUAAAUAAGUUACAAGAAAAUAUCGCAAAUAAAAGAUAAAGAAGGAAUAAGAGACUCGACAAGGCCGUUCUAUUUUCAUUAGAAAAUUUAUAAAUGGAUGAAGAAAAAAUGGAUACAACACCACAACAAGGGCCAAAAAUGUCUUUGGAAUCGUUGAGUAAAGAGGAAAUUAUACAAAAAUAUAAGGGACUCUUGGGAAUAGCAAAAAAGGCAAAACAAGCAAAAGAUGAAAUCUCCGAGGAAAAUCGUAAAUUAAAGGAACAGUUGCAAGAACAUGAAACACAAAAGGAGGCGGAUAAAAAAGCUUUAAUGACUAUGAAAGAAAUGCUGGAAGCAUAUACUGAAAACAAACUGCAACUAACAACACAAGUUGUCGAAUUACAAAAACAGCGUAAAUUAGAUGCUGAAAAUUUGGAAAAAUUUUCAAUUGAAAAUGAAAGUUUAAAACGACAACUUCAACGUCUAACAGAUGACAAUGAAUCUCUUUUGACUGAUAUAGAAAAUAUGGAAGCACAACUUAAACAAGUGAGUGGUUUUGGUAAAGAGCAAAAACAACAUUUGGUUUCGCUGGAAAAAGAAAUCGCACAAUUGAAAGAAGCUGAAGUUAAAGCUCACGAAAUACAGUUGAAAAAUGAUGAGCUUUGUCAGGAAUUGCAAGAAAUUAAAGAAAAGUAUAAAUUUAUUAAGGAUAUCAAUACAGAGCAAAGGCAUAAAUUUAAUUCUCUAAAAGAUCGCUUCAUAGAGGUGCAUAAAAAAUUGAAAAAACUUAAAGAAUGCAAACGUAUACUUUUGGAAACACAACAUGAGUAUGCAGAUUCUGUGUCGCAGUGGCAAAAUGAAAUUAUUAGAGCUUCAAAACUUCUCUGCAAAGAGCUAAACGAUUUAAGAGAAGAAAAUCAAAAAUUAUUGCAAAAGCUAGGCGAAGAAAAGGAAAAUGCUGCAGAGAAAUUUAUUUGUGUGGACAAGCUUAAUGAGUUGUUGCAAUUGUCCGAAAAGGCCAAACAUGAUUAUCUUAAUUUACAACAUGAAAAUGUAAAAUUAAAAGAAAAUUUAAGUAUUAAAACUAAAGAGUCUUCACCGGUAAGUGUUGACAAUUAUGUGAAAAGACUUGAUGAAAUGUGGCAUCUUAGUGAGAGUGCUUUAGGACAGUAUCGAGCUAUUAAAGCUGAAAAUAUUGCAUUAAAAAAUAAUGCUAAAUCCCAACUUGACCAUCAUCAAUUGGAUUCGAGUGAACAAUUUGAGAAAUGUUUUAAAAUUGCUGUAAAGUUGGAAGAAUUGCAAGUCUUGGCUCAAAAAGCCAGUAAUGACUAUCAACUUCAAACUACAGAAUUGGAAAAGCUCAAAGAAGAUUAUCAACGACUUAAAAAUAAUUAUGAAAUUGCAGAUGUGUCAGCAGAACAAAAUGAAAAACAAUUAAAUACUAAAAAGUCAUUGGAAGAUUCUCAAAAUGAGUACCAACAACUUUUAGAGAAAGUACAACAAUUACAAAAAGAAAAACUUUCCCUUGAAUAUCAAACUCAAGAAUUUGAGAAUCUGAAAGCGGAGUUAAUAAAAAUACAUGAAGAAAAACAAAUGCAAGAAUCGUUAAUUAAUUCUUUGCAGAAAUCGCAUAUAGAGUGUCAAGUACUUACCGAGAAGCUUGAGGAUUUACAACAACAACAGCUUAAAGAUAAAAAAUCUUUUGAAAAUCUUUCACUUGAGUUCCAAAAAGUCUCCAAAGAAAAACAAACAUUAAAUGAUAAGCUGGAGGAAUUGCAGAAAACUUCUGUUGAAACGGAGGACAUGUUUGCUGUAAAGGAACAACUGUUGGCAGCUCGACAAUCAUUGGAGGAAUACCAACAAAUGUAUAAAAACAAAGAAACCGAGCAUGGAGAGUUACUGGAUGAAAUGCGUGAGUUAAAUGAAGCUCUUAAAGCAAGAGGAGAUCUAAUCUCAAGACAACAAGAAGAACAUCAAGUUCUUAAAACUGAACUUAAAACCAAUUCAGAAAGACUGGCAAACAUACAACAAGAACUAGAUAAAAAAGAUGUUGAAUUAAAUGAGAAACAAAGUGAAUUAGAAACAAUUACAAAAGAAAUUCAAAGUACUAAACAAAAAUUGGAAACACUGGAACAUAGCAGUUCAUUGAAUGAAGAAAAAGUUCGGGUACUCAGCAUGGAGUUGGAAAAUAUAAAAACUAAUAAUGCUAACAACUCAAAUGAUUUAGACAAUCAGAGUGAUGUUCUGUCAACAUCUACUAUUUCCAGAGCUGAUGAGCUGCAAAGACUUAAAGAUGUAGAGGAUUCAUUUGAAGAUAAAUACAAUAAACUGCGAGGUUUAGCUGCAAAAUUAAAGAAGAAGUUACAAGAAGAGACAGUUGUGAAACAAAAACUUGAAAAGGAAAUACAGGACUUUAAAACACGCGAAACUGAAUUGAGCGUCCAGUUGAAAGAGCUCAAAGAUAAAACCUAUAAUAUGGAUGAAUUACAAAAUCAAAUAGCUGAAAAACAAAAACACAUCGAUUCUCUUAAAGCUGAAAAUCAAAAAUUAAAAUCAUCACGCAAACAAGCGAAUGUUUUGAAUUUGGAAAUAGAGGCGGCAGAAAAAUCUUUGACCGAAGUAACUAAUAAACUUGCCAGCCGCUCUUUAGAGUUAGAAACUGCCCAAGAAUCAUUAAAAAGCAAAGAUUCCACUAUUAUACAAUUAAAAAAAGAAAUUGAUUUAUUGGAAUCUUCUAAAGCAUCUGAAAUUAAACACUCUCAAGAAUUAAAACAGCAAAUUGAUCAUCUACACAAGACACUCAGAGAUGAAAUGCAUAGCAAACAACAAGCAUAUGAUAAAUCAAAGGUUCUGGAACAAGAUGUAGAGAAUCUAAAACUAGAACUAGAAAAUGUUAAAAUAGAAUUGGCACAAUCCACCAGCAAUCAAGAAACUGCUUUAAAAUCUUUAAACAACGAAAGGGAGCAACUGACAUUACAACUUACCGCUACACAACAGGCUCUAACAGACUGUGAACAAAAACUUAAACAGGCUGAAAGAACGACCGAUGAUUUACGCGUGGAAUAUUUGGACUAUAAGGUAAAGGCCCAGGCUGUUCUAAGGAAAAAUCAAAAUCGUGAUUCAUCCAAGGAAAGAGAACUCGAAGAGGAAUUGGUUAUGAUGAGAGCUACAGAGACACGGCUGAAUACCACCAUACAAACAUUAACUACUAAAAUAGAAAGUUUAGAAAAACAAAAGGAUCAACUGAACGAUGAUAACAUGAGCUUACAAAAACGUUCCAAUGAAUUAAUGACACUUAUCGAGGAUAUACGUCAACAGAACGAUGCCCUAAAUCAGGAAAUCCAACAACAUAUCCAGCAGCAACAUGAAACUUUGAAACAACACCGGCAACAAAUUGAAUCAAUGGAUAAUUGUCAUAAAGAGCAAAUACAAUCAUUAAAUGCUUCACAUCAACGUCAACUGGAACAAUUGCGCAAAGAACUCUCACAGCACAUACGUUUACCACCAACAAUAGGGGCUACAAAAUCCUCAAAUCUACCUUCUCACCUACACAUCGAUCAUCACUCCAUCGAUCAGGGUAAACUUGAUUUUCUCCUCAUGGAACGUGAAGAUGCCGAAGGUUCUGAAGAAGCAGCCGAAACUUUAGCUAGUUUAGCAGCAUCACGUAAAAUUUCUAAUGAUUCUUCAUCUGCCAAACGUUCCUUACACGAUUUUAUGCCUCUCGAUGAAUUGUUAAAUACACCCUUAAAUGCCAUUAACAGUGAAACGUUAAUCACAAAUACCCAACAACAGCAACAACAACAUCACUAUAUAAUGGAUAAUACAAUGAAUGCAGAAAGAGAUAACUCCGAUUUCCUGCAAUUAGAAUUAAAUUCCACAAAAGAACGUCUGCAGAAGCAAGAGAGCAGAGUACGUCAUUUAACCGCUUUGUUGGCGGAAAAUGAACAAGAUCUUGCCAAGUUAACGCAAAUGAAUGAUAUGCUUAAGGAGGAGCUGCGCAGACAAGAACGUUCUGUGGAAAGAGAGCAGCAUAUGCAUAAUUCGGAAUAUGUUAAAAAUGUAAUAAUGAAGUUUUUAACAUUAAAUAAUGCAGAUGAAAAAACUCGUUUAGUACCUGUUUUGAAUACGAUACUUAAAUUAAAUAGAUCCGAAGCAGAAAUGCUUAAUUGUGUAGCUAAAGGGCAGAAAGUGACUGAAACAACACAACGUACUGGUGGUUGGGGCAAUUUCUUACCAUGGGGUAAUAAUAGUAAUAAUAAUAACUAGUAUUAUAUAUAAGUAAGAAAAUACAAGUAAAUGAUGCCCUUUAAAAAUGUAAAUUCUUGUCACUAAAGUUUCCAUAAGUCCAUUUUAUUUGUUUUAAUUUAUUACAUAAUUCCAAAAUAUUAUAGUCUCUUUAUAAUAUUUAUAAAUACCUACCUAAUAGUAAUUAAACAACAAUAGAAUUCCAAUUUGUUUGUAAUUAUUUUCGGCUGAAUUUUUUACUUUAUAUAUAAUUUAAAUUUAUAUUAUUAUAUAUACGCUGUUUGUAUAUAGUUUAUUGUAUUAUUUUAUAACUUUUUCCAAAU